Molecule: messenger RNA, 511 nt
Organism: Terrapene triunguis (Three-toed box turtle)
Lineage: Eukaryota; Metazoa; Chordata; Testudines; Emydidae
Product: cytochrome c oxidase assembly factor 4 homolog, mitochondrial
Exons: 2
Coding region: 41-295 (84 amino acids)
Biological process (GO): mitochondrial respiratory chain complex IV assembly
Cellular component (GO): mitochondrial intermembrane space
Source: RefSeq, a predicted model, not a curated record
UGAGCGGUGGCGGCUGCUCGCACCACCCCGAUCCAACAAGAUGCCUGGUCCCAGCCCUCAAGGUCACAACUGGAGCCAGAAGUCAGAAGACGAGGAGGAUCCCUUGGAUCAAAUGAUCUUGCGCACUGGCUGUGCCACUUUCCAUUAUGCGGUGCAGGAGUGCAUGGCUGAACACCAGGACUGGAGGAAGUGUCAGCAGCAGGUACAGGCCUUCAAGGACUGCAUGAAGGAACAUCAGAAGCAACGAAUGGAGGAAUUGCAGAAGAAGCAAAGGUUAGCCCAGGCCAAGAGCUGAUAGAAAAGACUCAAGCUUGAAGCUCAAGGGAUCCAAGUCUAACUCAGCCAGAGCAUGGAGAAUUUAACUCCUGAGAAGUAUCCUGCUGAAUCAAAGAGGGAUAAAACCUACUCCCUCUUGGGACUUGGCACGUGCAUUAAGGGGACUGAUCAUAGUAAUCAGGAUGGGGGUGGCUUUGCUGAUGAUGUGUCACUGAAUAUUUUUUUACAGUGGAAA